AGAGAUGAUACAAGUGCCUUUGACCGUCAAGAAGGGUCCUGCAAGGACGUAUUUAUUUCGUUGGUCUCCGGAUUAAUUAUACUAACGUGGAUAUGUACAGUAUAGGGCACGUGAAAACGUUGUAGACGUUUAGAGACGUUCUUUCAGAAAUGCCUGCCUUAAUUACCAAGAGUUCUUUACUGCUAGUAAUUCUUCUGUAUUCCGAUGGUGAUGCAGACUUGGAGACCGAUUUUUACGCAGCUGGCAUAGAGAAAUGUAGACAGUUGGACAUUAAGAGAAGUGAUUCUCUUUAUCCUGAGGACGUUGUUAAAACGACGAAGAUGUCAAACUACUUCUCCUGCUGCGCUUUGUGCUCCUAUCAGGAGGGAUGUCAUUACUUCCGGUGGGAAGCGUCCGAACGUACAUGCUCUCUCCUCAGUAACAACACAAGCCAUGAUAUGAAAAAGUGUUCGUAUCCAGCACACUUUGGAUGUCUCAUGAGUCCUUGUGGUUAUCAAGAGGUGUAUAUCCCAGUACAGGCUGGGCGGGCCUACUUGUGUCUCAAAGCUCGCAAAGACCUCGGCUCUCCCUGCUACUCUGUACAGGACUGUGGCGGCGGUCUUCACUGGGAGUGUACCGGUGGUAGAUGUCGCUGCCGCCUUGGAUACCUACACUCCAUGUCUCAUCGCCACUGUCAGAGAGAAUGUGACGUCCCCAGUAGCGUGUUCGAGGCCUACAACGAUACGGGAGUAGGAGGGUUCAAUUUGAUGAGCCUCAGGAAUAUCCAAUCCGUCAACGACUGCCUCCCUGAAUGUGUCAACCUCUCGGCCGUAUGUCGCCAUGUUGAACACGGUUGGGCAUCAGCGAAGUGUUUCCUGUCCGACAAGGCUUGGUUCGAUGUCCCCGAAGGAAACCAACUUCUUUAUGAUCCAGGAUACGCACUCUAUCUGAGGCAGUGUGUCUGAUCCGCAGGGGCGGUGGGGUAGCCUAGUGGUUAAAGUGUUGGCUCGUGACGCCGAA
This is a messenger RNA of Haliotis rubra (blacklip abalone), 999 nucleotides long. RefSeq lists its product as uncharacterized. The coding region runs from base 150 to 944 and encodes 264 amino acids. The record is from RefSeq and is a predicted model, not a curated record. Lineage: Eukaryota; Metazoa; Mollusca; Gastropoda; Lepetellida; Haliotidae. The transcript has 4 exons.